AUAUAUCGAGCAAGUAACCCUACAUCAGCACCAGACAUAACAAAAUUAUCUAACCCAAACACGUUAUGGCUCGACAACCCCCCGCGGAGUUUCUUCCCGCGCAACCCCCAGCCAACGCGCAAUGCCACCGCAUCGACUUCACGCGCUCCGACCCACCACUGCCUGAAUACAAGGACCUCCGCGCGGUCGUCAUCGACAACGCGCUCACUAAAGAAGAAUGCGACGAGCUCCUCCGCCUCGCCGAGGCCAGCACCGUGCCGCCCCACAAGGACCGCUCCGCCGCGGCCGAACCGACCUGGGAGCGCGCCAUGAUCAACCUGGGCAACGGCAAGCAGGCGCUCGCGGUCGACACGCGCAACUGCGGCCGCAUAAUCUACGAUGCGCCAGCCCUGGCCGACAAGCUGCUGGCGCGGCUGCGACCUUUCCUGCAGGAGCUGGGCCUCGAGGUAAUCGAUCGCCAGCCCCGCGUGACAGGCCUGGCCGGUCGCAAUGCCGUCUACCGGCUCACGCGGCUCAACGAGCGGCUGCGCUUUCUCAAAUACGAGGGCGGCGAGUACUUCCGUCCGCAUUGGGAUGGGAAAUACCGUACCCCCGAUGGCGGGGAGACUUCUUACUAUACCGUGCAUCUGUAUUUGAAUGGGGAGGGGGAGCAGGAUCGCAAGGAGCUGAUGCGUGAGAUGAAGAGGGUGGAGGAGCAGAUGGAUAAGGGCGAGGGACAGGGCGCGGUGGUGAAUCUCGAUCCCAGCGGUCGACUGCUGGGCGGUGCCACCUCGUUCUUGCCUCGGUUCGAGGAGAAAGAGCGCCAUCUUCGCGUCUUUCCCCGUACGGGGUCGGUGCUUGUGUUUCAGCAGAAUGAUCUGCUGCAUGGUGGCGAUCCGGUCUUACGCGGGGUGAAGUAUACCAUGCGCACGGAUAUUAUGUAUCGCCGGGAUUGAGGGGGGGGAUAUGUUACUUAGAUUAGCUGGGUUUGAGGGCCCUGAGCAAUGGUUAAUGGAUGGUAGCGACUUCAUUUUGGAUAUGCGUGUGGGCUGUGCAGGGCCUUUGUCUGGGUAUCAUCCAUGUUUGGGGGAAUGUAAGACAAGAUGUCAUCAGCAGCAGACGAACACGAAGUUAUGGGGGGGGGGGAUGCCGGG
Aspergillus homomorphus CBS 101889 is the source of this 1133-nucleotide messenger RNA. RefSeq lists its product as uncharacterized. Gene Ontology annotation, cellular component: endoplasmic reticulum. Gene Ontology annotation, molecular function: iron ion binding; procollagen-proline 4-dioxygenase activity; L-ascorbic acid binding. The record is from RefSeq and is a predicted model, not a curated record. The transcript has a single exon. Bases 66 to 935 code for a protein of 289 amino acids. NCBI's taxonomy places the organism in Eukaryota, Fungi, Ascomycota, Eurotiomycetes, Eurotiales, Aspergillaceae. Gene Ontology annotation, biological process: peptidyl-proline hydroxylation to 4-hydroxy-L-proline.